Molecule: messenger RNA, 799 nt
Organism: Gamsiella multidivaricata
Lineage: Eukaryota; Fungi; Mortierellomycota; Mortierellomycetes; Mortierellales; Mortierellaceae
Exons: 1
Coding region: 204-662 (152 amino acids)
Source: RefSeq, a predicted model, not a curated record
GCCCCUCCCAUGUUUGUGUGUUGGAAAAAUAAAAUGCAGUCAUAAACCACACACUCACUCCGUCCACUCUGAUCUGCCUGGAGAAAGGCCCUCUCCAAGCACGCUGUGCUCUCGCUUUGCCCCCUUCCCAGCUCCACUUCUGACCUACAGGUUGCUGUCGGUCUUGCCGUAGAGGCGUCGUUGCCGACAAUAAAGCCGAAGAUAUGGUUGCCAUGAAGCGGGAAACGAGAACCAGACGGAUGCUCUCCAGUCGUUGUUCUGCAAGUGCGUGUGUGCAUAUAUAUGUGCGUGUGUUUGUGUGUGUUCGUCUCAGGACUGGUUGUCGUCCGCGGCUCUGUCACCAGCAGCAACCCCGUUCCUCUCGCUCUCUCUUUCUUUAUUUCAAGCCCCCCCGCGCCAUCGCAUCCUCAUCUCUCUUCCUCUCUCUCCCCACCCUGCCCGUUGUCAACAUCUCAACGAACAACAACUUCGACACCAAGCGACCAGCCAGCCAGUGCUUGUAUACGCGUGUGUGUGCCCGUCAGGAUCCUCUGAAAUCAAAUCAGUCGGCCGCCUUCAUUCGGCCGCCUUCAUUCGUCCGCUUACUCGGCACCAACUAUUUCCCAGUCGGCUUGGCGAAUCCGUCAGGAAAACAUAACAGGACUCUACCAUGCCGCUCUUAAAGCGCAAGGCGAUCAAACUGGUGCCUCCACCCAGCAUCGAUGACUUUGAGGAGAACACUCCCGUCUACAUGAUGCGAUUCACCAACGAGAUCUUUACCAACUAUGAGUAUGUCUGCCUUACACCUGCUUCGGCGUGC